Lachancea fermentati is the source of this 1965-nucleotide messenger RNA. NCBI's taxonomy places the organism in Eukaryota, Fungi, Ascomycota, Saccharomycetes, Saccharomycetales, Saccharomycetaceae. The record is from the annotation of a GenBank genome assembly.
AUGAUUCAGUCGACCUACAGCGUCGUUCCUACGUCAAGGCUAGAAGCCUUGAGUCAAUUGCCUAAUGUGCUGGAACCCGGACAUUUUGAUGUCUUAUAUGAGCCCUCGAUAGGGGAGGACGUGUGCAUUGCCGAUCAGAAAUGCAAAAGGUGUGAGGCAAGAAUAUUCGAUAAAUGUGCUACCACAGAAACCCAAUGGGUAUGCGCCUUCUGUAAUACCUAUAACGAUCUUUCAGAGAAGCCUAUUUCUGUGUCCUACACGUCUUCCAUGGAGGGAAACACUGGAAUCAGUCCGGUACUCGUGGUGGUGGACCUAAAUUGUGACGAUUCGAGCGAACUGAAGGCCCUACAUAGCGUACUAUCCCAGUCAUUACACCAGCUUAGUGCUACAGAAUUUGGUCUUAUAACUAUAAUUGGCAAUGGUGAUGUAACAAUUCAUCUCACCAGCGGUCCAAUGACAUUUUCGAGUGACGAUUCCACAAUCGUUACUAAAGCACAAAAACUCGAUUGGGAACACUUCGAGAAGAAACUACCAGACAAGAGUGUAUUGUGGCAAUCUGCAGAGAAUUUAGUCGGGAUACUAGGUACGCUAAACUCUGUCAAGAGAAGCUCAGGACAACGCCAUAUACGCGCAACUGGUCUUGCUCUGUUCCUUGCUGCUCUUUAUGCAAAUUCGGGUACCCAUCUCCCAGUUAUUUCGUUUCUGCAAGGACCCUGUACAAUAGGACCUGGUAAAGUGGUGCCAAAGAAAUUGAAGCACCAUAUAAGACAGCAUUAUGAUUUGGACUCUAAUAAAGACAAAUACUUCAAGCCUGCGAAAUCUUUUUACGAAGCUCUAGCAAAGAGAAUAUACAUGCAUACUUUUAUCUCCUCCUUAGAUCAGGUUGGAGUGGUGGAAAUGAUGCCAUUAUGUUCGAGUGCAAUUCAGUUCGACUCUUAUGGAGAAGACCGUUUUGCCACUGCUUUUCGAAGUCAAGCGCAAGACAUUGUUCAAGUAAGCAAGGUCACCGUCAAUGUAUCCAAAGGAAUUCUUGUAGAUGGAUGUUUUGGCAAAGUCACCAAACUCAGCGCAACUCAACAAAUUUACAGUGACACUCCCUGUGGCGUAUCGGGAACAAACUGCUGGGCAUUAAACACAUCUAAACCCAGUUUAUCAUUUUCACUGCGAGUGGACACCGCUGCGACCAAAGCGUCUUCGAUUGACACUAUUCCUGGGCAUUUAGCGAUUCAAUUUCAAUACGAAUACCAAAAAGGAAAGGAAAGGUACGUGAAGGUGGAUACACUUAUAGUUGCCACAACGAACCAUGAGAUGUCAACUCCUACCUCAAUUCAAGACUCAUUCAAUGCGCAUGUAGGUCUUGUGUGCCUCAUGAAACAGAUUGCGUUUGAACAGGCAGCGAAAGGCCGUAUCCAUUCCUUUGAUCAAGAAACAUGGCGCUAUAAAGUCGACGCCCUUGCCGCCUCACACUAUAAGCUCAAGAGCAAAGGCCUGAACGAAUUUUUGGAAUACCUCUUCCGUCUCAAAUGGACAGCCCUUUUACAGAAACGUAACACUUCACCGGAUGAAGCAGCACUCUUCCAGCUCUUGGUUCUUGUAGGUACCGCGUCGUUGUGUGAGCUGCUCUGUAAACCCCACGUUCUCAUUUUUGCAAAUGGUCAAAAGUUACAGGUAACAAAUCUGGAUGAACAUUUGUUACAUGUCAGAGAAGCUAUAUGUGUCGAUGGAGGAAAUUUUGUAGUUGUUCGAUAUACAAGCGUGAGUGAGAAUGCAGAUAUUGCUACAAGCUAUGCGAACAGUAUCGUCAACACUCGCUGCCCACCACCGAUCUUCAAAAAAACCCCUGUGGGUGGAAGCCAAGAUCGAUUCUUUGUCAGCAGCUUGAUCCCUCAAGGUGGUCUCAAUACAGAGGAUAUCUCACUGCAAGAUUAUCUUGAUCUUAUUCGUAAAAUGUCACUGGAUGUAUAA